AUGUUAACACUACCGUUUGAUGAGUCUGUUGUAAUGCCAGAAUCCCAGAUGUGCAGAAAGUUUUCCAGAGAAAGUGAUGACCAAAAGCAAAUGAAGAACCCAGAAAGCUUUUCAAAGCAGAUCGUGCUCCGAGGAAAGAACAUUAAAAGAUCUCCUGGAGAAGACACGGAAAAAGAGGAGGAAGAGGAAGAGAGAGAAGAGGAGGAUGAGAAUGGCUUGCCUAGGCGAAGGGGCCUUCGGAAAAAAAAGACGAGCAAGAUAAGGAUGGAAAGGAUCAAAUUCAGGCGACAAGAAGCCAACGCGCGAGAGAGGAACCGGAUGCACGGCCUUAACGACGCCCUGGACAAUUUAAGGAAAGUGGUCCCUUGUUACUCUAAAACACAAAAACUGUCCAAAAUAGAAACUUUAAGACUAGCCAAGAACUACAUUUGGGCUCUUUCUGAAAUCCUGCGAAUUGGCAAGAGACCCGACCUGCUCACCUUCGUCCAAAACUUGUGCAAGGGUCUGUCCCAGCCAACUACAAACUUGGUGGCGGGAUGCCUGCAGCUGAAUGCCAGAAGUUUCCUGAUGGGCCAGGCGGGUGAAGGCGCCCAUCACACCCGCUCACCCUACUCCACCUUCUACCCCCCUUACCACAGUCCUGAGCUCGGCACCCCCCCGGGGCAUGGGACUCUCGACAACUCCAAGUCCAUGAAACCUUACAAUUACUGCAGCGCUUACGAGUCCUUCUAUGAAAGCACUUCCCCCGAGUGCACCAGCCCACAGUUUGAAGGUCCCUUAAGUCCUCCCCCAAUUAACUAUAAUGGGAUAUUUUCCCUGAAGCAAGAAGAAAGCUUGGACUAUGGCAAAAAUUACAAUUACGGCAUGCAUUACUGUGCAGUGCCACCCAGGGGUCCCCUUGGGCAGAGCUCGAUGUUCAGGUUGCCUACAGAGAGCCACUUCCCUUACGACUUACAUCUGCGCAGCCAGUCUCUCACCAUGCAAGAUGAAUUAAAUGCAGUUUUUCAUAAUUAA
Colius striatus (speckled mousebird) is the source of this 1014-nucleotide messenger RNA. RefSeq names its product neuronal differentiation 6 (gene NEUROD6). The record is from RefSeq and is a predicted model, not a curated record. Lineage: Eukaryota; Metazoa; Chordata; Aves; Coliiformes; Coliidae. Gene Ontology annotation, molecular function: protein dimerization activity. The transcript has a single exon. The coding region runs from base 1 to 1014 and encodes 337 amino acids. Gene Ontology annotation, biological process: nervous system development; regulation of DNA-templated transcription.